CCGAUGUGUGUGGUGUUUGGUCGGACCCGAGGCCGGAAACGACAUGGACGAAUAACCCGAGUUCACAAGGUGCUGACUGCGGGGCUUAUGCCAUGUACUACGGACAUGUACAACGACCCCGGUUCGGUGAAUUUGUCUUGUGGAUUAACAACAGCACGUGAAAAAGAGACACAUAUAGGAUCCGAUUUUAAACCCUCAGGGAACCUCAAAGGUCGAAUUACAGGGAUAACAAGUAACAUGUGAUCGUCCGCGGUCGUUGCGGAUGGUGCUACUCCACUAGCUACUACGUCACUCAUAUGGCAUUUCGAAAGUCUAUUGAAACGCCAUAGUGCGCUUACAGCCUUACCUUUCCAUCUCUCCCAGCUGUUGCAAUAGCCGAUUACUUUCCCACUCGCGUAGCUUACCUCAGAUUCCUACCACAAUGGGCGGCGUCGACUACGCUUCGCUCGUGUCCAUCCCAACCAGCUACGCGACCUGCUCCCUCGGUAGUCCUUCCAAUCCUCCACCGCUCCUUGACCGCCUGCACGCCAUAUCCUUAGCAGGAUUUCCCGCCGUGGAGCUUUCUUUUCCCGAUAUCCUAUCAUUCGGUCAGGCAUGGCUUAGUCAUCAAAUUGAGCCCUCCGAUUACGAUGAGCUCUGCAAGGUUGCUGCCGAGAUCAAGAAAGAAUGUGACAAGAGGAGUCUUGGGAUAAUGAUGUUGCAGCCUUUCGCUAAUUUCGAAGGCUGGCCUGAAGGCUCUGAGGGCCGCAAUGAUGCCCUAGAUCGUGCCCGCGGAUGGAUCCGCAUCAUGCAGGCUUGCGGGACGGAUAUGCUGCAGGUUGGAUCUACCGAUACACCGCUCGAGAAACUGGAAAAGGGUAAGAUGGUGUCAGAUCUGCGGGGUUUGUGCGACAUGCUCAAGGAGCACGGCUUCCGACUGGCGUACGAGAACUGGUGCUGGUCGACCCAUGCCCCAGAUUGGAAGGAUGUCUGGAGCAUCGUAAAAGAGGUCGACAGACCCAACAUCGGCCUUUGUCUCGACACCUUCCAGACAGCUGGAGGUGAGUGGGCAGAUCCCAGGACUCCCUCAGGACUACUAGAAGAUGUCACGAAGGAUGAACUAGAAAAGCGAUUCAAGAAGAGCCUCGAUGACCUCAGCACCACCGUACCAAAAGAUAAGAUCUAUCUCCUUCAGAUCAGCGAUGGGUACAGGGCCCCUGAGCCCUUCCAUGCAGAGCGUGACGGCUCAGGCCUACUGCCACGCGGACGAUGGAGCCAUGACUUCCGACCACUUCCCUACAACGGCGGAUAUCUCCCUGUCGUGGACGUUGCUACAGCUGUAUUAAAGACCGGCUUCAGAGGGUGGUUCAGCUAUGAAGUUUUCGACGGUGGCGCAGAUGGUAAGAAACAGGACGUGGAUAUUGUUGCAUACGCGAUGGCUGCGAAGCAUGUACAGCCCAGGUUGCUCGCGGAGUGCGCUGGUGAAAGGGUCCCUGAGAGAUAGCAUACACGUUGCGGGACAGUGCAAGGACAAAGUAAGCUAGGCCCAUAUAAUAUUCCUAGCCUACAUGUGAAAAGUCACACAGAUUAUGUGCCCAUACCGCCGUGUAGACAUGAAUCGCUAUCGAGUUAGUGAGUUUUCGCGUAUAGAAC
Cucurbitaria berberidis CBS 394.84 is the source of this 1632-nucleotide messenger RNA. Its product is annotated as xylose isomerase-like protein. The transcript has a single exon. The record is from RefSeq and is a predicted model, not a curated record. Lineage: Eukaryota; Fungi; Ascomycota; Dothideomycetes; Pleosporales; Cucurbitariaceae. Bases 422 to 1483 code for a protein of 353 amino acids.